UUUUAGACUGCACGUUGACCAACUGUUGGAACUGUUCGACGACCUCGAGGCAAUCUUGGCAUCGAGUAAAGACUUCUUGUUGGGAACCUGGCUGGAAAUGGCGAAAGAUCUGGGCGACGACAACGCGGAAUCGAAAUUAUACGAGUACAACGCGAGAAACCAGAUCACGUUGUGGGGGCCGCGGGGGGAGAUAAGAGAUUACGCGAACAAACAGUGGUCAGGAAUUGUCUCGGAUUAUUUCAAGCCACGUUGGGCUGCUUUCUUGAACGAGCUUAACGUCAGCCUGACGAAAGGGACGAGGUUCAACGUCACGAAAAUCAACGAACAGAUGUUCCAAGAGAUCGAGAAACCGUUCACCCUCUCCACGAAAGUUUAUCCAACAAUUCCGACAGGUGACAGCAUCGACAUAGCAAUGCGAAUUCAAUCGAAAUGGUACCAACCUACUACUUCUGCUUCAUUCAGCUCCGUAAGAAGUCUAAGUAGCAAGGGAAGAAUGUAACGUUUUUUAAGUAUUUGUUACUAGCCACUAGGCUGUUGUGCGACAAAUUCUACGAAAACGUUUGAAAGAAAAUAUACAUAUAGGAAAUGUAUGGAAAGUUCAUGAUGAAUUCCGAACGAUUAUACACAUUCUGUUUCACAGAGGAAAUGUUUCAAGUACUAAUUUGGAACUCAUUUUCUUUUCUGUUUUAAUAAAUGAAACUUCUAGGAAUCA
Messenger RNA from Frieseomelitta varia, 712 nucleotides. Its product is annotated as alpha-N-acetylglucosaminidase-like. NCBI's taxonomy places the organism in Eukaryota, Metazoa, Arthropoda, Insecta, Hymenoptera, Apidae. The record is from RefSeq and is a predicted model, not a curated record. Bases 98 to 499 code for a protein of 133 amino acids. The transcript is spliced from 2 exons.